Molecule: messenger RNA, 1144 nt
Organism: Drosophila eugracilis
Lineage: Eukaryota; Metazoa; Arthropoda; Insecta; Diptera; Drosophilidae
Gene: Nurf-38
Product: inorganic pyrophosphatase
Exons: 6
Coding region: 128-1000 (290 amino acids)
Biological process (GO): phosphate-containing compound metabolic process
Cellular component (GO): cytoplasm
Molecular function (GO): inorganic diphosphate phosphatase activity; magnesium ion binding
Source: RefSeq, a predicted model, not a curated record
GGCAAAACGAUUUUUUCAUUCACUUGCGGCGACUCGUUUAUCCGGCUUUAUUCCAUCGUCAUCAGCGGCGUUUGCCAAUAGUUGCAGAUAUAUACAAAUAGAGCGAAAGCGCACGAAACCAGUCAAAAUGGCACUGUACGAAACCGUCGAAAAGGGCGCCAAGAAUUCGCCGAGCUACAGUCUUUACUUCAAAAACAAGUGCGGCAAUGUCAUCUCGCCGAUGCACGACAUUCCAUUGUACGCCAACGAGGAGAAGACCAUCUACAACAUGGUUGUGGAGGUACCACGUUGGACCAACGCCAAGAUGGAGAUUAGCUUGAAGACCCCUCUGAAUCCCAUCAAGCAGGACAUCAAGAAGGGAAAACUGCGGUUCGUAGCCAACUGCUUCCCACACAAGGGCUACAUCUGGAACUAUGGAGCCCUGCCCCAAACCUGGGAGAACCCCGACCACAUCGAACCUUCCACAGGCUGCAAGGGCGACAACGAUCCCAUUGAUGUCAUCGAGAUUGGCUACCGUGUAGCCAAGCGAGGCGACGUGCUGAAGGUCAAGGUGUUGGGCACCAUCGCUUUGAUUGACGAGGGCGAGACCGACUGGAAGAUCAUUGCCAUCGAUGUGAACGAUCCACUGGCUUCCAAAGUCAAUGAUAUCGCCGAUGUAGACCAGUACUUCCCGGGCCUGUUGCGUGCCACCGUUGAGUGGUUCAAGAUCUACAAGAUCCCCGAUGGAAAGCCCGAAAAUCAGUUUGCCUUCAACGGCGACGCCAAGAACGCGGACUUUGCUACCACCAUCAUUGCAGAGACCCACAAGUUUUGGCAGAACUUGGUGCACCAGAGCGGAACUUCUAGCUCCAUCUCCACCACCAACAUCACUAACCGCAAUUCGGAGCACGUUAUUCCCAAGGAGGAGGCCGAGAAGUUGUUCAGCGACGCCCCCGACGGCGGCCAGGUGGAGGAGGUGUCCGACACAGUCGACACUUGGCAUUUCAUUCAUCUCAAGUGAGAUGGCCUCCUCGGAUGGCUCCACCGCGAGAUCCACGAUCUAAUCGUAGUCUAAUCGAAUCGGAAAUGCUUGCACUUGUGAAUUAUUGAUAUUGGAAUAUAUAGUACGUUGAUACGUUGAAUAAAGUUUUGCACCGCAAUCAAA